Lagenorhynchus albirostris (white-beaked dolphin) is the source of this 3936-nucleotide messenger RNA. It is a transcript of the gene PRR5L, whose product is annotated as proline rich 5 like. NCBI's taxonomy places the organism in Eukaryota, Metazoa, Chordata, Mammalia, Artiodactyla, Delphinidae. The coding region runs from base 416 to 1744 and encodes 442 amino acids. The record is from RefSeq and is a predicted model, not a curated record. The transcript is spliced from 12 exons. Gene Ontology annotation, biological process: TORC2 signaling. Gene Ontology annotation, cellular component: TORC2 complex.
CAGCUCGGCUCCGGGAGCUCCGCUGCCGCCGCGUUUGUGGACUCGCGCGGGAGAGGACUCGAGUCUGGACCGGACCCCGCGGAGGGCAGAGCCGGGAGAGGAGGGAGAGAAGGAGGCUGAGCAGAGCGCGGCGGCGAGAGCCAUCCAGGUCGCUCACUGCUCUCGGGACGGAAGGCUCACGCGAGGCGGCUCAGCGGCAGGUCUGCUCCAGAGACUCGCUUGGAAAUAGUUCUGGGCCGGAGUCUGCUGGCAUCCUUGCUGGGGCAGAGUUCUGGACCUGUUGCCCAGGCGGUGUUGGCUCACGUUGUGGUUUUGAGAAAGCCUGAGGGCCAGAAAGCAGUCCUGGGAGAAGCCCUCUGGGUGGGCAGUCGGAACCUUCAGGUCCAGAGGAGAAGGCGUCCCCUCACCUGGACUUAUGACCCGCGGCUUCGCCCCCAGCCUGCCUGUCGAGUUCCCCAAGAUGGGCUCUUUCCGCAGGCCCAGACCGCGCUUCAUGAGCUCCCCGGCGCUCAGCGACCUGCCCCGCUUCCAGGCAGCCCGCCAGGCUCUGCAGCUGAGCUCCAACUCGGCCUGGAACAGCGUCCAGACUGCCGUGAUCAAUGUCUUUAAAGGGGGCGGCUUGCAAAGCAAUGAGCUCUACACACUGAACGAAAACAUCAGGAGGCUGCUGAAGAGUGAACUUGGAUCGUUCAUUACAGACUAUUUUCAGAACCAGCUUCUAGCAAAAGGACUGCUGUUUGUGGAGGAGAAGAUUAAGCUAUUUGUAGCAGGUUCCCAGGAGAGGCGCCUUCCUGCUGCCAGGUUGAAGGAUGACUUCAUUGCUGAUGAGUAUUCCAUCUUGGAGGUGAAGGGGAGUGAAAAUCGCAUGGAGGUUCUGGCUGACGUCUGGGACCACUUCUUCACUGAGACGCUCCCCACCCUGCAGGCAAUAUUCUAUCCAGUUCAGCUCCACCCUGCACCCCUGCGAGAGGAUUUGAAGCAUUUAUGUGGAUGGUUCACUCCCUGUGUCCACAGACUUCUCCCUUCUCUGCAAUACUCACUCUUCGGCCAACAGUGGGUCUUAAGAAGACACACCAGGGAGGGCCAGGAGCUGACCAUCCGCCAGAUCUCCCUGCUGGGCUUCCGUGACCUGGUCCUGCUGAAGGUGAAGCUGGAUGACUUGCUGCUGCUGGCCCAGCCCCAGCUGCCCUCGUCCAUCGUCCAGAUGUUGCUCAUCCUGCAGAGUGUCCACGAGCCCACAGGCCCAAGCGAGGGUUAUUUGCAGCUGGAGGAGCUGGUGAAGCAGGUCGUUUCUCCUUUCCUCGGCAUCAGCGAGGACCGCAGCGUCUCAGGCCCCACGUACACACUGGCCAGGCGCCACUCCAGGGCCCGGCCCAAGGUCACGCUCUUGAGCUACGCCUCCCCGAUGACUGCCGUCAGCCGGCCCCUGAACGAGAUGGCCCUGACCCCUCUGACGGAGCAAGAGGGCGAGGCCUACCUAGAGAAGUGUGGCAGUGUCCGGCGACACACGGUGGCCAAUGCCCACUCGGACAUCCAGCUGCUGGCCAUGGCCACCAGGAUGCACUCGGGCUUAGGGGAGGAGCCUGGCGGCGAGGACAAGUGCCUGCUUCUGCCACCCAGCUUCCCGCCACCCCACCGGCAGUGCUCCAGUGAGCCCAACAUCACUGAUGGCCCCGAUGAGCCGGAGCAGGUGGCAGCGGGCAGCCAGGAGGACUCAGAGCUGAACUGUUCAUCCCUCAGCUGAAUGCCCGCCUCUGGGACCUCCCAGCUCCUGCCUGGCCACCAGGAUGAGGGCAGCUUCAUCUGCGAGGACCACCGAGGGGAGCUCUUCCUUUGGGCAAUGCUGCCUUAUGCCUUUCCAGGUACAGGCUAGUGUGAGCGCCCUUGGGAAAAUCCCCGUCGUGAGCCUUUCCAUUUUCAUGACUGUGACCACCUACCUCUUGGCGGCCACACAGAUCCAACUGCCUAAUGUUCACCUUCUGACUUUCAGCCUUGCCUGCCUGACUCAACUCAAAUCCUCCUCUCUGGGCUUUUCCCCUCAGAUAUUGGACUAUCUGAUCCUCCCAGCCCUAUAUUGCAGUGCCCCUGGCGUUCCCUAUAGCAGGAAGUCGUCCGACCCACACACACAGCCAGCAAGGAUGUGUUGGCGUGUGGAUUUCCCCUUGAGGGUCCUUGUGAUACAGAGGCCGAUGGGUGAAAAGAGGCAAUAGAGAGGUACCUCUUCUCUCCGUCUUGUGUGGAGUAAAAGUAGACUGCAGCCCCUCCCAAGCCUGACUCUGGGAAUGCAGCUUUCAUUUCAGCUUCAGAAUUACUGGGAAAGAGUGGCCCCACCGGUGGGUGAGGGUCCAUCCUCACCUAUAUCCAGACCCUAUGUGCUGCCCUUGGCUUUUGGCCCAGGAGGGCCACAGUGCUGGAGGAACCCUGUCUUUGAUUAAGCCUCAGCAUUUCCCUCUCAGGCUUCCUCCACGACUCAAGGAACUAACCUUCCCGGUGGAGUAGCUGGUGCCUCCCUCCCUGUCUCAUUUCAGAAACGACCCUUUUCCUAUUGUGGGUGUGGGGCCAGCUGAUACCAACCAACCAGUCUGUUCCUGGAUUUGACUUGAAUUUUUUAAAUGUGCAUCGUUUCAAAAAUAAAUUGCUUGCAAGUAUUUGCACGUAGGCUCUUGCACUGCUCAUUUCCAAUGGGGUGUGUCUUCAAACUGAAAAACAGCAAACCCCCUAAGAAAGGAGACUGGAAGUGGUCCAGGGUGAAAGUGAUCCGUGGUGGGCAGGGCUUAGAGGCCGCAGAGCUCUGGAAGCAGCUGGACUUGAAUCCAGUGUGGCCUGUGUUUGUGAGUGUUGUGGUUUAUAGGAAAAGUUGCAUUGAGAUAGAGAGACUCAGCUUGUCUCAUGAGCUGAGAGUUCUAGCAAAUGGGAUGUCUCAGCGCUCUACAGUGCAGGGAGCUGGGAAAGAUGUGGGCAGGACCUUUUGGAGAGAUGUCCAUUCCCUGUGAUUAAAGAAGUGCCUGGAAUGUAUAACCUGUGGGGCCUUGACAUGUUUUGGGGGGCAGCGGGCUUUGGUACUGUGCUAUAUAUAUCCUCAGCACUCCUCCCUCCAUCCAGGUCUGGGCUUUUUAUCUCCGUUGACCUCCCUGUUCUUUUUGUAUUUGCCUGUUGGCCCCGCUGAUAACAGCUCCAGAAAAAAGAGGAGGCCCCUGGGCCCUUCUGGCACCUUCUAGGUAUCCUGUUAAUCUUUGGAAACUUUGUUUAUGAAAUGUCAGAGACAUGAGCCAGUUUGGCUUCCAAUAUGGCAGGAGGUGGCCGGGAGAGAAUGAGGACAGUUUAAGCUGCCAACAGAGGAGGAAAGCUUCUAAGCUCAUCUAAGCCUUGACAGCAUUUCCCUUCUGGGUGAAGAUUUGAAAUAUGACCAGAGGCAUGCUUUUGAUGGCUUUUGAUUUGGAAAUUUUGUUUAAAAAGUUGUUUUGUUUUCAGCCUUUUAAGAGAUUGAUGGAAGAGAAAUGUCCAAAGGAGAUCUUCUGAGAAUUUCAAACAAAAAAUAAUCUGUGUAUGCGUUGGAUAAAGUCCACAAAUUCACUAACAGGUAUCAGUAGGUAACCACAUGAUGAUUUAUUUUAACUGAUGGCUUCUGUCCUUAUUGGUACACUUAGCACUUGGGACUAGUAUUUAUUGAUCCAGGCAAAGUAAUUAAUCAUGCUUGGGUUUGCUUUUUUAGUUUACAACCUGAAUGAUAUAUAUGUCUUUAAAUGCUUUUUCCACACACUAAAUGCCCCUGAUGGGGACAUCAGUCAUCAGUUAAAUAUGUAAGCUCUUAGGCCGAGAAUGGGAGUGUCAGUACAGACCCAGUGUACUUAAUUGCUAAUGAAUGUUAGCCAGUUUACAACUUUACCUUUGAUGUACACACCUGAUAUUUGUACAGUAUUUCGCACUGUACAUAUA